AUGGCAGAGACGGCCGACGGCAGCUCGGCAACCGCAACGGUGAUGCAAGAUGAAGUUGCCGAUAAAGCUGCAGCUCAUGAUGAUCCAGCAAGGAGCUCUUCCAAAGCCGAUGAGCCCGUGGCACUCAAAGAGAAGGAACAGCCGGCCACUCCCGGUUCUGGAGGUCCACAUGGCCAUCCUCCAGAAGCGGGAGAUGAAGAUCAGGAGGCCGGGAGGCGAGUUCGACAGCUCCAAGAGCAGCAGUGGCUGCAGCACAGGAUGCGGCAGCGAAUCUGCCAGGGCCUUGCCAGCGAGGAUGUGACGGCUCCGCCAUGUCCUCCGCUCCUUCCCAUGCAGGCACAAGAAUAUGCCGGGCAAGCUGCGUUCGACGGCUUGCCUGUAGCGAUCACAGGCCCGUUCCGAGAAACGCCGCGAAUGGAUCCACGCGAUGAGCAGGUGUGGGCCGACUUCAGGUCUGCGUUCAAGAAGUGGGGCACCCAAGUCGUCCUCCAAGCAAAGGUCGCAUCAGAGCAGCUGUGCCUGACAGCUCUUAGCUCUGGCUGGGCGAUCUUCGAGUUCAGCAUUCGAAGGUCGCGCACUCUGGAUUUUUUGCGGGACGAAACAGGGCAAGGCAUUUGCAGUGGGCCCGAACCUGGCGUGCAUCAGACGAUCAAGAGCUUCUUCCCUCAAGCCCGGGUUCCAGGGCUUUCUCGGCAUCGCGGGCCGCGGGGUGGAGACGAACCCGACAUCCACCGCUGGAGACUUCCCAGUUGCCGAUGGAUGAUGACGAGCUCAUGCAGUGUGUGCCCGAGCAGGAGCCGCGGGCGACGGCCUUCCAACCGAUCAAGUUCAAGAACGGCCUGGUUGGCAUCCGUGGGGAUUAUUACGGCCAAGGCAGCCAGGGUCCUCUGCCCGAAGGCCAGAACUUCUUUCAGUGCUUCAGCUGAGGGAUUCUGCGUGCCUGCAGCACGUCGUUGGCACACCGAAGGCUUUGAGUACCCGGGAACCCAGCUGCGAGCGCAGCUAUGCCUCACCGCGACCGGACUCGCGCGGCUCAAACAGCAGCGACUUCUCCGGCAGCUUUCGGCAAACGUACUGCGGCAGCACCGUAAACGUUAUCCUCUUGACAAGCCGCCAAGACAGCUCCAAGUCCGGUAUAGGAGAGACGGUUUGGUUCGAUCGGUUCCAGUCGGUUCCAAGCGAAGUGCUCCAACGCGCGAGCGUCCACUUGCUCAAAGAAAUCUUAGCGAGGAGCACCUUGGCUCUGAGUUGCCGCGUCCUGCAUCACGCCCGGGGACUCCACGAGGCGAAGACUCGAGCCGAUCUGACAAGGAGGUGCAGAAGAUCAUCCAAGCGGCGAAGCGAAGGCAACUCGAGGAAGCCAGCCUCCUCGGGCUUCAGGGGGUGCCUGCGGUCAGCGGGCCAAGAUUGACGGAAGCAAAUCAGCGAGGCUCAAGCUUGAGCUCUGCUCGAUCGAGACCACAAACGGCAGGGAGAUCCGCUGCUGCAGCACAGGUCCCGCGACCGCGCGCGCAGGGCCGCAACUGGCGCGGGGUGGAGCGACCACCUUCGGCCAGGUUGGAAUCCGAGCGCAUGGACAACUCCAUCGCCGACCAACGCGUCCACCUUCAGAGUGGGCCAGGUCCGUCCAGGGCACAUCACAUGGGCUGUGCAGCAGGCCACAGCACCCAGUAUUCCUGCAGAUCCGAGGUUUGGUGGCAGAAGAGCCCUGGGGCAGACAGGCGCCGCCAGGGCGAUUUCGAGAAAUGCACUCUGCCCUCGCAGCAGCCCAGCUGGGAGAGCGAAUUGGGUUAUGGUGCAGAGGAGGCCAGUGGUCACUGGCCUUCUGGGAGGCCUCGCAAGGCCGGGGAUUUGCCACCGCUGCCCGGUGCCGAGGGUGGCAAGGCGCAGAGCCUGGGGCUCUUCAUGGUGCCGCCGCCAGAGGCCCCUCAGCCCGCAUGGACGAAGAGUUCAAUCCAACCUCAAGAAGGAGGUGCUUAG
This is a messenger RNA of Symbiodinium sp. CCMP2456, 1980 nucleotides long. The record is from the annotation of a GenBank genome assembly. NCBI's taxonomy places the organism in Eukaryota, Dinophyceae, Suessiales, Symbiodiniaceae.